CGCCCAAUUUUCCUGGAGGAAUACGAUUCCAAUUUCGGCUUCUAUUUCCCGACUCAUAUAAAACCCUAGAGGACCUGAGACCAGUUCAAAAAAAUUCUAUCGAAUUAAAUUCUACUUCGAUCUUCAAUUAAUCUUCUUCAGAUUAAUCAUUCGAUGGGUAAGAGAAAGGAGCGUCGACUCGCAGCCAAGGUUGGCGCCGGUCGUAGAGUUAAGCUCGAUCUCUUCGCGGAACCCUCUGGAGAAUCUGGUGGUUCAUCUGCCCAGGAUGAACUUGGCAUGGACAUGGAUCCGAGUCAUCUUGCUGGGUCACCCGAUUCACCAUCAUCUUCAGGUAAGCAACCAGAGAAUCCUUUGUUGUUACUUGGGCAAUACAGUGAUGACGAGCUAGAUGAGGAAUCAAGCAAAAGACUUGACCAUGCCACUGAGGAGAAUUCCAUUGUUGAUAACAAUGAACAGGUAAAGGAACCUACCAGUGCGGAAACUGAGGAUGUGGAAAACUGUCCAAUUACGGAACUUGAUGCUGAAAAGGAUAAACCACAUGACUUAGAAACAUGCGCUAUUUCACUGGAUGCUUUGCAGAUUCCGGAGGACCUUGAGGGUAGAGAAAUUGAUUCUGCUGUUGCCACUGACAUUUAUAAAGAGGUGGUUUCAACGGAAGAAACCUCUGUUCCAGGAACUGAUGAACAAUUGACUGGCAAUCUGAGUUCAAGUUGGAAGGUAGUGUUGCAUGAAGAGAGCGGUCAGUAUUACUACUGGAACACGGUCACUGGGGAAACUUCAUGGGUUGUGCCUGAUGUGUUGGCUCAGGGAACAGAAUUGACAGGUGAGCAGAAAACUGCUCCUAAUACCGAAGGUGUGGAAUUGGAUUGUUCUAUAGAUAUAGGUCAGGCUGGCAGCAUAAUUCAUGAGACUCAACAAACAUAUGAAACUGGGGCCCAGAUUGCAGAGCAGAGUAAUCCAAAUGAAGUUGAAGGGUUAGAAGAGAAAAGGCUGGGUAAUGAUGCCAACCAAAGUGACUCGGGUGAUGUGCUCUUGAGCAAUGGGGCUGGCACAUGUGCUGAUUCUGAGAAGUUCCCUUGCAAUCCAAUGGUUGAUGAAGAGUAUGACACAGAAAACGAUCUUGGUUCUUCAGUGUUGAAGGACGGUGAAAAUUUGUUGGACAGAUUAAGAUCAUUAGAACGGACCCACGUGCAAGGACGUGACUGGAUAUCAAAGUAUGUUUUGGAAGUUGAGAUUAGGCUUUCUGAUAUCAAGUCCCUUAUGCCUUUUGGAUCAUCAUUGCUACCUUUCUGGGUGCACUGUGAGAGGCAGCUUAAAGAGCUGGAAAGUGCCAUUGACAAUCAAGUUUCCCAAAUCUUUAACUAUCGCCAAACACUUGAAGCUGAAUUACCCCAUAAAUCUAGGGGAUUAGAGGGGGAUGAGAUUGAAGCUGAUGGAAAAGAAAGAAAAGUAGUCUGUUCUGCUUCUGCUGAUGUCGAUGUCUUGUCAUCUGUCCUGAAAGAUUCAAAACAUGAAGCUUCCAGUGGUAAUGUUUUCUGUGCUGAUGCAAUUGACUAUCCUGCAUCACACUCAGAUAGUGGUUCUGAAGGGACCAGUGGAGUUGAUGAAGCUACACAACUAUCUGAAUUAACUCCCCAGAAUGCGGAAGACGUGGAUAUGGAUGUCGACAUGGAAGUUGAAGAUGAAGUUCCAGCAAGUGGUUUAAUUGCCAGUGAUUCAUUAGCGGCCGUAUGUUGUGCUCCAGUAGAACAACCGAUUCAAGAAUCUUUUGUGCCACCAGAAGCUUUUACUAUUCCGCCCCCUCCCGAAGAGGAUUGGAUCCCUCCCCCGCCUCCUGAUAACGAGCUCGUUCCCCCACCCCCACCUGAUGACCCUUCUGAACCUUCAUAUCCACCACCACAGUCAACUUAUAUGGAAACAGUACAACCGCUCUCUUAUACGGAACAAUACAGUUUUUCCUACCCAGGUUCUAAUUAUCAGUAUUAUGGUCAAUCAAGCACAGAAUACCCAACCCCUAAUGUUCCUGUGUCCCAUCCACCACUUUAUUUUGAAGCAUUGCCCAGCACAUAUCCUGGUGCUGCUCCUGCUGUAGUUAACCCUGUUGAGCCCGUUGUGUAUUAUGACCUUCAAGAUGGAGUGGUCCUCCCUGCACCAGUAGCAAGCGGUGCACAAUCUUCAGUGUUGUACAGUGAAUCAGAUCAUGAAGCCUUUGGUUCUGGUCAAAUCAGAUCUGUGGAUUCACAUGCAGAAGCGUUCAGUACUUUGUUAUCGAAUACCGAGGUUGGUGUUUCUGUAGCUAAUGGUACUGCUGAAAAGGCAUUAGUGGAUGUUCCUUUAACCGUGGCUACCAUCCAAGCUCCAGUGACCGUUUCAGUGGUAGACACUGCUUCUGCAUCAUCUACCGCUCAUGCUCAGUCUAAAUCAACUGCCACUAAUGCUCAGUCUAAAGUUUUGCGCAGCAAAAAACGAACAGUUGCUGCAGUAUCCACAUUGAAGUCAAAUAAGAAGGUCUCCAGCUUGGUGGACAAGUGGAAGGCAGCCAAAGAGGAGUUGCAUGAGGACGAGGAAGACGAACCUGAAAAUACGUAUGAGAUGAUAGAGAAGAAGCGACAGCGAGAAAUAGAGGAAUGGCGUGCACAGCAAAUCUCCAGUGGAGAGGCCAAAGUUAAUGCUAAUUUCCAGCCUCUGGGUGGUGAUUGGCGUGAACGGGUGAAGCGGAAGAGAGCUCAAUUGAAACGUGAAGCUGUACAGAAUUCAUCAGGGUCUCCUACUGAUGGAAACCAGCAGCCUAAUCUGAACGAAGUUUCAAGAGAUCUCCCUUCGGGAUGGCAGGCGUACUGGGAUGAAUCCUCAAAGCAAUUCUAUUAUGGAAAUACCGUCACUUCGGAAACGACGUGGACAAGACCUACAAAAUGAGAAGUUUAAUAGAUUUUGAGGGGACCGACUGCUUUAGGUUUUUAAUUUUGGAAUUGUAUAUGUAACCCCCACGCCCCAUCCAUAUUCUCUCUCUCUCUCUCUCUCUCUCUCUCUCUCUCUCUCUCUCUCUCUCUCUCUCUCUCUCUCGUCCUGUUUCUUCAUCUGUCUCCAGUUUUGUUUAGUUUCCAAAUGUAAUUGGCUAAUGCCUUAUUCUUUUUGAGCUAUCAGUUAAACACUCUAGUUUGUUGUCAUUUUUUAUG
This is a messenger RNA of Rhododendron vialii, 3176 nucleotides long. RefSeq lists its product as uncharacterized. The record is from RefSeq and is a predicted model, not a curated record. NCBI's taxonomy places the organism in Eukaryota, Viridiplantae, Streptophyta, Magnoliopsida, Ericales, Ericaceae. The coding region runs from base 154 to 2916 and encodes 920 amino acids. The transcript has 10 exons. Gene Ontology annotation, molecular function: protein binding.